This is a messenger RNA of Cimex lectularius (bed bug), 625 nucleotides long. RefSeq names its product follicle cell protein 3C-1 (gene Fcp3C). Bases 102 to 545 code for a protein of 147 amino acids. NCBI's taxonomy places the organism in Eukaryota, Metazoa, Arthropoda, Insecta, Hemiptera, Cimicidae. The record is from RefSeq and is a predicted model, not a curated record. The transcript is spliced from 4 exons.
CUCAGGUCAUUAAUCCAAGGAUUUUUUUACAUUUUUGCUUACUAUCCACUACUAUAAAAUGGAUUAGCAUAUUUCAUUUGAAAGCAGUGAACAAGACGGAAAUGACUGAUCGACUGAUCUACCUCGCUUGUAUUUUCACUUUGAUCCAGUUUACAUUGGCUGCUGCUAACGCCAAUGCAUUGAAUCCAUAUGAAUUGGUCUCUCCUGAUGGGCGCACACCAUGCGUUUGUGGAGUCUUCCUCAGCGGCCAAGUCAAGCCAAAGCAGCAGCCCACUGGAUAUCCGCUGGUCUUGAACGAAUUUGAUGAUCAUUACGUUUGCAAUUCGAUGGGCGUGAAACAAUGCCAGACAAAAUGUGUUGAACAAUUGCUGAAAUAUCUCUCUGGAAACCAAUCCAAUGCUUGUGGUCUCCUAGACCGAGAUGCUUAUAAAGAAAGGGCACAUCUUCUUGUGAAAAAUUGUGACAAUGUUUGGCACAACACGCGGAUGUCGAGUGGACGAGAACUUUGCUGCAAGGACGGCAAACCUUAUAAAUGCCCUAUAUAAUAUAUGUACCUGCUGAAAAUUACUCUUUUCUAUAGAUAAAAUUUUUUUAUAUUUUUUUACAAUAAAAUUGUUGCAACAAG